Messenger RNA from Motacilla alba alba, 4127 nucleotides. RefSeq names its product solute carrier family 12 member 9 (gene SLC12A9). Gene Ontology annotation, molecular function: potassium:chloride symporter activity. Gene Ontology annotation, cellular component: membrane. The coding region runs from base 84 to 2771 and encodes 895 amino acids. The transcript is spliced from 13 exons. The record is from RefSeq and is a predicted model, not a curated record. Gene Ontology annotation, biological process: chloride transmembrane transport; cell volume homeostasis; potassium ion homeostasis. NCBI's taxonomy places the organism in Eukaryota, Metazoa, Chordata, Aves, Passeriformes, Motacillidae.
GGGCGGGGCUGCCGGGGCGGGGCCGGGGCCGGGACCGGACGCUUUUCGGGAUCGGCGGGGCCCGAGCCGGGCCGGGCCGGGCCAUGGCGAGCUCGGAGCGGAGCGCGCUGCUCACGUACCGCCUGUGCGGCGGCUCGGCCGAGGAGGAGCGGGGCCGGGAGCGCGGCCGGGCCGCCGCCGCCCCCCGCAAGCUGCCCACAUUCCUGGGCGUUGUGGUGCCCACGCUGCUCUCCAUGUUCAGCGUCGUCCUCUUCCUGCGCCUCGGGUUCGUGGUGGGUCAUGCUGGGCUGUACCAGGCCCUGGCGAUGUUCGCAGUGGCAUAUUUCAUCAUUGGCAUGACAGUGCUGUCUGUGUGUGCCAUUGCCACCAACGGGGCACUGGAUGCUGGAGGAGCCUACUAUAUGAUCAGCCGUGCUUUGGGCCCGGAGUUUGGGGGCAGCAUCGGGAUCAUGUUUUUUCUGGCCAAUGUGUGUGGCAGUGCCCUCUAUGUGCUGGGGCUGGUGGAGGCAGUGGUGGACAGCUUUGGGAUCCCACCUGGGCAAGAAACGGGCACAGGCGUCCACGUCCUGCCCCAGAGCUACUGGUACGAGCUGCUCUACGGCACCGUGCUGCUGGCGCUCUGCCUCCUCGUGUGCCUCGUGGGUGCUUCCAUCUAUGCCAAGGCCACCUUCCUCAUCUUCCUCAUCGUUGCAGCUGUCCUGGGCACCAUCCUUGUCAGCUUCUUCGCCACACGGCCGCUGACGGUGCCCAUCCACCUGCCCAACGGCAAUGGCACUGAGACUGAUAACGGCUUCUUCACCGGCUUCUCCCUCAGCACCCUGCGAGACAACCUGGGCGGUGAGUAUAGGGUGGACUACACCACCGGGCAGAUGAUGAGCUUCAGCUCCGUGUUUGCAGUGAUGUUCAACGGCUGCACUGGCAUCAUGGCAGGCUCCAACAUGUCAGGGGACCUGAAGCGCCCGAGCUACUCCAUCCCACGGGGCACCAUCUCUGCUGUGCUCUUCACCUACCUCGUCUACAACGUGCUGGCUUUCCUCAUGUGUGCCACCUGCAACAGGAUCCUCCUGCAGAAAGACUAUGGAUUCUUGCGUGACAUCAGUAUCUUCCCACCACUGGUCACUGUGGGCAUCUAUGCUGCCACUCUCUCUGCAGCCAUGAGCAACCUCAUCGGGGCAUCCCGCAUCCUGUAUGCUCUGGCCCGGGAUGAUCUCUUUGGCCGGGCUCUGGCGCUGGCCAAGAAGACAUCUGCCAGUGGGAACCCAGUGAUGGCUGUGAUCCUCUCCUGGCUGGUGGUGCAGCUUGUGCUCUUUUCUGGGAAGCUCAACACCAUCGCAAGUGUCGUGACAAUCUUCUUCCUCCUGGUUUAUGCCACUGUCAACCUGGCCUGCCUGGCACUGGAAUGGGCCUCGGCCCCCAACUUCAGGCCCACUUUCCGGUACUUCACCUGGCACACGUGCCUGCUGGGCAUUGCAGGCUGCUGCGUCAUGAUGUUCCUCAUCAGCCCUGUGUCAGCCUCGGCGAGCCUGGGCUUCCUCCUUCUCCUCCUCCUUGCCCUUCACUACCUCUCACCCAGCAGCACUUGGGGCUACAUCAGCCAGGCCCUCAUCUUUCAUCAGGUGCGGAAGUACCUGCUGAUGCUGGAUGUGCGGAAGGACCAUGUCAAGUUCUGGCGCCCGCAGAUGCUGCUGAUGGUGCAGAACCCGCGAGGCAGUGCCCGCCUCAUCGACUUUGUCAAUGACCUCAAGAAGAGCGGCCUCUACGUCCUGGGCCAUGUGGAGCUGCAGGACUUGGACAUGCUGCCCUCGGACCCGCUGCAGCCCCAGCAGGACUCGUGGCUCAGCUUGGUGGACAAACUGAAUGUCAAGGCCUUUGUCAGCCUCACCCUUGCACCCUCAGUACGACAUGGUGUCCGGCAGCUCCUCUUCACCUCUGGCCUUGGCGGGAUGCGCCCCAACACCCUGGUGCUGGGUUUCUAUGACGACGAGGCACCGCAGGAUGGUCUGGCCCGGCACCCCGCCUUCACCAGCUCCCGUGAGGACGUUCCCCUGGGCUUCCCCCCGCUGCGGGCAGCCACCACUCCCAAACUACUGUCAGCCCGGGAGUAUGUGGGCAUUGUGGCUGACGCCCUGAAGAUGCUUCGCAAUGUCCUGCUGGCCCGGCAGCUGGAGAGCCUGGACAAGGCCUGGGAGCUGCGGCGGGCCGCCAACCCUCCACCCACCAUCCACGUCUGGCCAGUCAACCUGCUGCGGCCCGACAGCGCCCGCUACGCCGACACCUGCAGCCUGUUCCUGCUGCAGAUGGCCUGUGUCCUCAACAUGGCGCGGGCCUGGCGCCGGGCCCGUCUGCGCCUCUUCCUCUGCGUGGAGGCGGGCACCAUGCCCCAUGCCCAGGAGGAGAAGCUGCGCCAGCUCCUCAAAGACCUGCGCAUCCAGGCCCAGAUCCAGCUGGUGCCCUGGGAUACCAUCACCCGCCUGCACUGGCAAACCAGCCAGGGACCCCCAGGAGGGCCAGCGGAGGAGGAAGAGGAAGAAGGGGUUGUGAACUUCCCGACCAACACCACCCAAGUGUCAGAUGAGUACGUGUGUGCCGCCAACAAACUGGUCCUGGAGCAGAGCCCCGCGCCGGCUGUGCGCUUCCUGUACUUGCCGCGGCCGCCGGCUGACACCAGCCUCUACCCGCUCUACCUGCACCAGCUGGAGCUGCUCACCCGCGGGCUGGGCCCCACCGUGCUGGUGCACGGGGUGAGUGCUGUCACCAGCACCCAGCUCUAGGUGACCCCCAGGUCCCCCUCUGCUCCCUGCACACUCCUUUGCCCAGUGCCUUUAGCAGCCUUAGCCUGAGGAUGGCCCCAGUGUCUCCAUCAUGGUGGGCGAAGAGGGUACCCCACAGUGAGAGGUGGGUGCAGGGAGGGGGUUUGGUAUUCGGGGAUGUCUCCUGCGGAGGAUUAAAGCUGCCCUGGCAGGAUCCUGGCACAGCUCUGGGGCUGGACGGGCAGCACGGUGCAUUCACGGUGCCUUUUCUUUGGAGCAGGGCAUAGCAGGGUCCUGGGGGGGGCAAGCCCUGGGUGCCCCAGUUGUCUGCUGGGAGCCCCUUAGUUGCACCCUGCAACCCUCUCUGUAGUUCCUCCCCUGCCGCAGCCCCCAUCCUCUCCUCCGCCAGCUCCUCCGGGCACCCAGCCAGCAGCGGGGAUUGAUUAAAGGCAGCCUCGACCUUGGUGCCCCAGCUCCCCGCCAUCCUCCUGCCUUUCAUUAGGAAAAAUUAAAUGGGAAAGGAUGGGGGAGGGGAGCCUGGAGGCCUGGGCUCCCUGUGUGAGGUUGGGUGGGUGAGGGAAGCAGUCGGGUGCUGGCCCUAAUGGCUGCAGUGUAUGGCACCUGGAUCUUGCUCCGUACCCCCAAUGCUGUUGGAUGGGGGCCAUCCAGAUGCUUUCAUCUGUAGUCCCCCCACCCCUAUGGCUGCUGAUCCCUUGGUGCUGGCAGGAAAUGGGGAAAUUUUUUGUGGUGGGGUCCUUACCCACACACCUGGGUCUCCUGACCUGUUUCUUGGGGCAUUUUUAUUUCCCCACACACAUUAUGACCUGGAGGGGGAAGCUGGCCUUGCCCCCUGCCCUCCCUUAUUGAUUAGAGGAGGGCAGGAAAUUGCCUGGGUGCUGAACGAUAAAUCCAUCGGGUGCCUGCUGAGUGGGCAGUGUGCCCAGUGCUGCCUGAUGGAUUGCUUCCUAUUAGCCCCGGCACGGGGGGCUGCUCCCAGCCAGGCUGGGCUCCAGCAGAGGUGACAAGUGUGCUACUGCUGCCUGUGCCUGCUCUCACCAAACUUGGCAUUGCCGGCUGGCAGCUCUGGUCAGGCAGAGGGCUGGCAGGUGCUUGGGUGCAGCUGGGGGGAAAAAUGGUGGAGAGCCACAUUUUGCUGUGGAUUGUGCCCUGGCUGUGGAGGAGGGGGCUGGGGCUGGCUUUGCUCCCUGCUGCAGGAGCUGGGUGCCCUGGGGCAAGCACCACGCAUCCCGCGGGAUUUAUUUACAAACAGUCGGAAGCUGGCACAGGGCAGCCUGGCACCAGCGGGACCCGGAGGCCUAUAAUGUUAAUUAUCACCACGUAAUUAAAAGCCCAUAAAAAGCCUCACACUUCAUUAAA